AUGGCGGACAAUCAUGAAGCGGUUGUGGACGGGAUCCGUGAAACUGACUUGAACGAAGAUAUGAUUUCUGGCGCUAUUGGUACCAGUGCAACCACACGAAUUGAUUUUGAAGAAGAUGAUCCACGACAUUUUCCAGGCAUGGACGAAAUGUUAAAAGUAGCUACCGAUUUACAAGACACAUCAGAACGUACGGUUCAACUGACGGUCGACGAUAAUAGUGAGUCACCCAGAUUAGAAAUGGAAAGUUCCGGUAAGAAAAUAACCACGAUUUACUGAACAAAAUAAAUUUUGAUGGAAAAACGCAACGACUUUUCAAUUUUGUCAGAGUUUUUUUGUUUCCACGCGUAUGAUAAUAUCCUCAAUUGAAUGUACCCAAUGUGAAAGAUGAAGUCUACUAAGUUUUCUACCUCUGUAAGCUUAUGUUAGCUUAAGUGUGUUGAAGGCCCAUCGAACCGUGACAUUUAACAUUUUAUACGCAAACCAGCGGAUAAAAAGGUCAGAAUAUCAAAACGAGACACUUUGCCUUCAUAAUACCGGGUUGGCAGACUAAAUAAGUCAAGGAAAUUCAAAUUGCCUCGAGUCUCUGAAAACCUCUGACUAGAAGAAGCAUCGAGAGGAGAGAACUAAAGAACUGCUUUUGCCAAGUCGCUUACUAUAGUAAAAGUGACAUUUUUCUAUUGCCUAUUGGUGAAAAAUUUAGCAGAGUAGUAGUCAGUAGUUUGGAUCUUAAAUCAGCAAUCCUCAGGAAUUUGUUGUUUGACGUCGCCUCUUCUUGACGCACCUUUGUGUUCAAUUUUGUAUGCAGCAAUAGAUAAAUCAUUGCUGUACAUGGUACUUUUAGUUGUAAAACUGUUAUAUUGUAAUAAUGAGUUUGGACAUCUAUAUGUAAGAUAGGUUUAACACAAAUUGCUUAUCUUUCUUGAAUUCAAUAGGGCCUUCUUCAUUGCCCCCAUGGCAGACACCGGCAGAAACUUAUCAAAAUGGUCAUCCUUCGUCUCAAGCUGUCAUUCGACCAGGCACUGCUCAGAAAAUAGAUCACUUAAAGAAAUGGAGUAUUUCAACAUACAAGUAUACUAGGCAGUAUCUUUCUGAGAGAUUUGGUAAAGGUACAAAGACUGUAGAUACCGAACUUGAAGGACAGAUUCUUUUGUUAAAGGAAACCCAAGUUAAGUAUGUCAAUGUUCUAAAACUAGCAAAACAGAUGACAAACCAUUUCCAAAAUAUGGUGCAAAGUCAAAGAAGUCUUGCUGAUGCCUUUGCAGAUUUAGGGAUGAAGUCACCUGAGCUCCAAGAUGAAUUCAACUAUAAUGCUGAAUCUCAGAGAUCACUCGUCAAAAAUGGGGAAGUUCUUCUUGGAGCACUAAAUUUUUUUACAUCAAAUUUGACAACUCUGGUGCAUAAGACCAUGGAAGACUCCAUCAUGACAGUGAAAGCUUAUGAAUCUGCUAGAAUAGAAUAUGAUGCUUACAGGACAGACCUAGAAUCCACCCAAGCUGGACCAAGAACAGCAGGGACAGCUCUGAAAGCUGAAGAGGCAAAGCAACAGUUUGAUGUUCAAAAAGAGAAAUUUGACAGACUACGUGGGGAUUUAGCGAUCAAACUAAGAUUUCUGGAGGAAAACAAGGUACUGAAAAUACAUCUAAUACAUCAGCUAUUAUGUACAAUGUUAAGGCAAUUGCUUUAGCUACAUGCAAGAUUUCAAUUAUAAUUUAGGAAAUGUUUGGGGUUCAUCCUUGUAAAUGGGCCAAGUGCCAGUAAACUUUUGGUCUUCCUUCACUUACUCAGCUUAUUGACUACUGAACUUAUUAAGCAAAUUCCUCUUGAACUGCAAAAGGAAUAGGAGUGUUGUGAAAAUUGUGAUACAGUGUUAAAUAUGAGGAGAAAAAUUUGACACUGUAUUUUAACAUGUGAGGGUGAGCAUCUUUACUACAAAGUCACACAGGGCUGGAAAAAAAGCUGAAUCUGAGUGUUCACAUCAUGCACUUCACCUGUAUUGAAUACACCUAAUAGAGAAGAGAGAGAAUUUGUUUUAAAAAGAGUUCAACUCCCACAGGACUAAUUUGGAACAAAAGUAUAGCAGACUUUCCAUUGUGUAGGAAUACCAAUAUGGAUGCCAUGAUGUCAUGUGAAAACACUAUUGUUUGGGUUUCUUUAAUUAAACUUCAUUUGCACCCUCUGGCAUAAUUUCUCUUUCUGUAAAUUCCUGGGGCUCAAAAUGCAGUAAAUAGAAAUGUCAGAGGGGAGCUUAGUUAAUAUUAUAAUGAGCAGUAAAUUCUGGAGGCAACUUUGAGGAGUGAAGAUGACAGGUUGUUUGAUUUUAAGUGUUAAUUUUUGGAUGUUGUCUGCUACAAAUACAAAUGUUUGUCAAUAUCUUGUUGGCAAUGUGAUUGUAGCAAUGGUGCAAUCAAUACUGAAAGGGUUCUUAAGGUGUAAUUUUGAUUAUCAAAGAGUUGGUUAAGUAAUAAUAAUUCGUAUUGUAUUUACUUUUAUAAAUAGGAUUUAUAUUCACCACUGAUUUACUUGCUUUUCCUGCAUCCACAGGUGAAGGUGAUGCACAAGCAAUUGUUGCUUUUUCAAAAUGCAAUUAGUGCUUAUUUUGCUGGAAACAAGCAAGCAUUGGAUAACUGUAUAAAGGAAUUCCACAUUAAAAUAAAAAACAAUGAGGGUAAACAGCCAUCUUUCUUGGAACACUGAUGUUGUUGUGGAAACAUUUGUCAUCUGGGACUGUUAAUCAAAGACUAAGUAAGCUGCAGGCGUACUUGAAACUGAAAGGAUGUUUGGAAUUUUUGUUUGGCUAAAUUUUGUUGAUGUAGAAAGAAACAAAACUACAAUAUGAAAUGGAAAGAAGAAUUUUGAUUACUAUGUAGUAUGAAAAUUUUUUGAUUUAAAUUUACAGUACUUCCUUGGAUUGUCCUCAGUACACAAAAAUACAUCAAAUUCUAGCAGGAAAAAAUUGCAUCAAUUUGCUCUUCUCAGUUAAACAAGAAAGUUCUCAAGAAAAUAAUUUGUCACUUCAGAUUCAUAAUAUUGAGGGUCAUAUGGAUUCAAAAUAUCAAUGAAUGAAUAAUCUUCUGUAUAGUUGUCUUGUCAGCUAGGCUUUGCAAUCUCCUGCAUGUCAAUCAGAAUGCUGUAAGAAUGAGCUUCCAGAAGACAUUUCAGCUCUCUGGAAUGGCAAAUGUUUGUAAGAAAAAUGCAACGAAUUGCAAAUCCUUCAAAAUGUGACUCUUGAGAAAGUUUAUGCUACUUGGUAAAUAUUGUUUUAUCCUUUCUUCAUGACAGUCAAAUGGUAAGUCAAGCUGAUUAAUCGAGAUUGUAAUUCCAAAGAUAAAGCAAAGUGUUAUUAGUGGUAGGGUAGAUUAAAAUUUAACUUGUGGUAUUGUGUUAGAUGGAACCAAAUAAAAAUAUGACUUGAAAGCCAUCUAGAACUGGUGUGACCAGAGUAUCAUUUGAACUAGCUACUGACUCUCAGACCACAAUUGUUUCUUUAGCCUAAGCAGGAGACAAGGAUAUUUGUCCAUGAAAAGUAAAUUCACUUUCAGGCUGACCAAUAAGCACUCAGACUUAGUAAUAAGUGACUAACAACAAUUGUGACAUUCAUUUUAAAGUUAAUACAUAAUUAGGAUAAGCAAGUCUCCUAGAGAUGGCAAUUUCCACUCUUAAACAGUAUGUUACUACUUUUAUAUCUGAUAUUCUUUUCUUUAGUGAUAGGAAGGGUGUAUUCAACUCUACACAAUGCAUAAGAUAUUUAACAACUAUUCACUUAAUUCUAUAGCGGCAUGGUAAAUAUCCAUCACUAGCCACCGACACUGAGGUGAAGAGUUGUUUUUGUAGAUACCAAAACAGUGGGAUAAUAUUGCAGAAUGUUUUGAAUAACAGAAGAUAUUUGAAGUUUGAGUAGAACCUGAGCAAGCCUGCAAUUUUAUUCACUGUUUUAGUAUAUACUAAAUUAGUGUACUUGCUCAGGUGAUUACAAAGAUGUGCACACUCAUUUGGUCAAGGAUGUCUUUUUAUGAUAACCCUGGUGCAAGGCGAUAUUAAUUUUGAAGCACUAAUCUUAAAAUGGAACUUUUGAGAGUAGUUGUUUUUAAUGAAGAAAAAUGUAAAAUGAAAGAAAAAGCAGGUACUCUGAUACUCGUCAUUACUUCUACCAAAAUAAGUAUUAUUCUCAAGCUGACUGAAUACUGUCUAACAGUUGUUAGAUAUUAUUAAAAGAAGCAUACAGGGGACAGCUGCAAACAAAUUUAUAUUGGUGCAAAAAAAUAUAUGUGGAUGUAAACAAAUAUAUAUUGAUG
Molecule: messenger RNA, 4292 nt
Organism: Pocillopora meandrina
Lineage: Eukaryota; Metazoa; Cnidaria; Anthozoa; Scleractinia; Pocilloporidae
Source: the annotation of a GenBank genome assembly